CAACUCGGCUUCGUCUUCUUCCCCCCACUAGGGAGCGCCGACCUCGCCGCCUCCGCCUCCGCCUCCGCCUCCCCUCGCACACGGGCUCCCUCCUCCUCCUCGCAGCGCCACCCGCGAAACCCUACCCACCGCCCCCGCUCCACCGAGAGAGAGAGAGGCCUUCGUCGUCGUAUUCGGCGGCGCCGAUCGAGAUGUCGUCGGCGUUCGGGUACCAGAAGGGCGGCGAUCUCGAGGCGGGGUCCUCCGGCGCCGCGGGGCAGCAUCGGGCGCUCUACCCGGGGAUGCAGGAGAGCCCCGCGCUGCGCUGGGCGCUCAUCCGCAAGAUCUACGUCAUCCUCUCGCUGCAGCUGCUCCUCACGGCCGCCGUCGCCUCGGUCGUCGUCAAGGUCCGCGCCAUCCCGCACUUCUUCACCACCACGAACGCCGGCCUCGGGCUCUACAUCUUCCUCAUCAUCCUCCCCUUCAUCGUGCUGUGCCCGCUCUACUACUACCACGAGAAGCACCCGGUCAACCUGAUUCUGCUCGGCUUCUUCACCGUUGCCAUCAGCUUCGCUGUGGGCAUGACAUGUGCCUUCACCAGUGGCAAGGUCAUUCUGGAGUCUGCAAUUCUGACAACAGUGGUUGUGGUUAGCCUGACUGCUUACACUUUCUGGGCUGUGAGGAGGGGCAAAGACUUCAGCUUCCUGGGUCCUUUCCUGUUUGCCUCCCUGAUAGUGCUGCUUGUGUUCGCACUCAUCCAGAUCCUGUUCCCGCUGGGCAAGCUCUCACAGAUGAUCUAUGGCGGGCUGGCCUCCCUCAUCUUCAGUGGGUACAUCGUCUACGACACUGACAACAUCAUCAAGCGCUACACCUACGACCAGUACGUCUGGGCCGCCGUCUCCCUGUACCUGGACGUCAUCAACCUCUUCCUGUCCCUGAUGACCCUCUUCAGGGCAGCCGACUAGGCGCACCUUGCUUGUCAUUGAUGCUUCGGUUCUCCUGUGAAUACCCCGUACGUUGGUCCAGAAAUGCUCACCGGUCAAUCCCCUUGCCCAGAAUUCCGGUUCCGAGAAUUGUAUAGCUGCGUUACUGAACUACUAGUAUGGUCUUCGUCGUUGCUGAGUUGUGUCGGUAUCAUCUACGUAGAGAUCACAGAUAAAUUGUACCGUGAAUCUGUGCGUGGAGACGUGGUGCUGGAUUUGGGUUGCUUAUGACAUGGUGGUUGGUUAACCCCGAAUGAGUAUGGCGGGCUGCCUGCUUUAUGGUCUU
Messenger RNA from Panicum virgatum (switchgrass), 1248 nucleotides. RefSeq names its product protein LIFEGUARD 2-like. The record is from RefSeq and is a predicted model, not a curated record. The transcript has 4 exons. Gene Ontology annotation, cellular component: membrane. Lineage: Eukaryota; Viridiplantae; Streptophyta; Magnoliopsida; Poales; Poaceae. Bases 192 to 944 code for a protein of 250 amino acids.